AUGUACUAUAGUUACCAGAUUCACGCCCGUUACAGUGUUUACUCCCUCCUACUUAAUGCGUGUAGAUUAUUCCAGCAAUACUUAGUAGAUGCAUACACCUGCAUUGAACAAGGGCGACUUGACUAUUUUCAAAACAACCAAGAACAAGUGAGAUCAGAGUACAUCACCGGGAUUUAUGAUGCACUUUCUAGGGGAGACGUCGAGGUUCGUCAUAUUGGGAAACGUGUUCUUUUGCCUCCAUCAUUCGUUGGUGGUCCGCGUUACAUGUAUAGUCACUACCAGGACGCAUUGUCGAUUUGCAGGGAGUAUGGAAAUCCACAAUACCUUAUCACCUUUACAUGUAAUGUCAAUUGGCCCGAGAUCAGACGCUAUAUGAUAGCUCAUAACCAAAUGGAUGUCCAUAGUAGAGCCGAUAUCAUUUGUCGUGUGUUCUACAUAAAAGUCAAAGCAUUUAUUAAGUUCUUAAAGGAGGAUAACACCUUUGGAGAUGUGAUGGCCCAUUUGUAUACGAUCGAAUUUCAAAAGAGGGGGUUACCACACUGUCACACUCUUUUGUGGGUGUCUGAUUCGGACAAACUACGGGAACCCCGUGAUAUUGACAGGUUCAUCACUGCUGAAAUCCCAGAUCCAAUUUAUGAGCCCUUACUAUACCAGACUAUCACAAGUUGUAUGAUUCACGGACCAUGUGGUUUACUAAAUCUGAAGUCUCCCUGCAUGAAAGAUGGAAAGUGUAGCAAACACUAUCCAAAAUCAUUUUCAGAUUCCACUGUGUUUGACAAACAAGGUUACGCGCAUUAUAAAAGAAAUUUUUUGACACGUCGUACGCUACAGAGUGGUAUUCAAAUAGACAAUGGAUACGUUGUCCCAUAUAACAAGCGCUUGUGCAGUCGUUUUAACGCACACAUAAAUGUUGAGUAUUGCGGUUGGAACAUGAUGAUAAAAUACUUAUUCAAAUAUGUUUCAAAAGGUACGGAGCGGGCAAAGUUCAUUAUUCAGAAGGAUGUUUUUACUGAUAACACUAGCACUUCUUCAGAACCUGUUAUAGUUGAUGAAAUCAAAAGUUUUCUUGAUGGUCGAUAUAUCUGUCCACAUGAGGCUGCCUGGCGUAUUCUGAAUUUUCCAAUUCAUGAACGUAAUCCACCGGUCACUAUACUACCAGUUCAUUUGGCAAACAUGCAGACAGUUUUUUUCAGAGAAGACAGUCAGAUCCGUGAUAUUGUAGAAAAACCAUCUUUUGGUAAUAGUCUGCUUUUGGGAUGGUUUGAAAGUAAUAAAUGGGACAAAAAUGGACUAGAUCUGACUUAUGUAACCUACCCUUCAAAAUAUGUGUGGGAGAAGAGAAUGAAGAGGUGGAAGCGAAGACAUCUUGAAACAUCACAUGCAAUAGGUCGACUCGUGUUUGUACAUCCAUCUGCAGGAGAGUUGUUUUACCUCCGAAUGCUACUUUGCCAUCAGAAGGGUUGUAAGUCAUAUGAAGAUGUACGCACUGUUUCUAAUCGACUCCACCCAAAUUUUCGAAGCGCAUGUGAGGCAUUAGGUCUAAUUGGGGAAGACAAAGAGUGGCUAGUUGCUUUUACAUAG
Molecule: messenger RNA, 1581 nt
Organism: Lactuca sativa (garden lettuce)
Lineage: Eukaryota; Viridiplantae; Streptophyta; Magnoliopsida; Asterales; Asteraceae
Source: RefSeq, a predicted model, not a curated record